AUGAAUUCAACCGCGGUCACAGAUGAAACUUACUAUGUACAAAAUCUGAUUGUUGGUCUGCUCGGUGUGGCCAAUAUUGUUCUCGGGCUGACUGGAAGUGUAAUUUGGUUGAUCUACUUGAGUUGUAACACACGGGGUCAGCAUCGGCUACCACCACACGGUUCAGGUGACCUGCCGGAAACACAAAAGUCAAACUGUGAUCCAGCCCAAACCGAAUCAGAUGUGCGGUAUGAGUGGCCUGUGUGUCCAUUGCGUCGUUCCACACGCCUCUUCAUGAUAACUAUGUGUUUAAGUGACCUCCUGGGUCUGUUUACCAGUAAUCUACGUUUUACCGUGCUCUCAUUGACCAGGUCGGAUAUGCGUUUGAAGUGGGGGGACAAUUUGUGUCGAUUGCAAAUUCUUCUUGCCUAUCUAGCUGGAGAUAUGGCCACUUGGUUACAAAUGAUCGUGUGCAUGGAACGAUUUCUCAUCAUUCUACGGCCCACAUGGUCUUACAGCCUCGAUCGAAGUCGUAUUCGACCGGCCAUUGCACUGAUCUUGACCGUCUUGAUGGCCACAUUGAUAGCGAAUGUGUUUAUUGUGCUUCCCGAGGAAAAAGUUUGCGAGAGAAGUUAUAGCAACUUGAUCAUCACAUGGUUUAAAAUGGUUUACUCAUUCCUUGUCCCGCUCCCGUUACUGUCUAUUUCUCUUAUCGGAGUGACUGUCCUACUAAUCAUCCGGACACAAUCCACCUGUUUAUCAGGUCCACUGAAAAAACUUUUCCCAAAUCGGGGUAGCAUUGAAAACUUUCCAUCGGAAGCGAUCUAUGCUUCACAGUUGAUGCUUAUCAUGGGUUUAGUAACCCUGGCUACCUCCUUGGCUAUUCUAAUCAAUGUGACACAACAUGCCACUUACUGUUGCACUUUGACCGCGUUCACAAAUGGCACAUGGGAAGAUUUGCGCUUCAAUGCGAUCAGUUUAUCCUUCUAUACGGCUAUUUGUGUUCGUUCUUGUAUGCUCAUAGUGAGUUCGUCUCGCACGCGUGGGGAUAUUGGACAAAUUGUCCGAUUACUGGUCAGAUGUGUUCCCUGUCGGCGGAUUCGUUGCAGUCUUUGA
Molecule: messenger RNA, 1095 nt
Organism: Echinostoma caproni
Lineage: Eukaryota; Metazoa; Platyhelminthes; Trematoda; Plagiorchiida; Echinostomatidae
Source: the annotation of a GenBank genome assembly